Molecule: messenger RNA, 2318 nt
Organism: Telopea speciosissima
Lineage: Eukaryota; Viridiplantae; Streptophyta; Magnoliopsida; Proteales; Proteaceae
Product: molybdopterin biosynthesis protein CNX1
Exons: 14
Coding region: 135-2099 (654 amino acids)
Biological process (GO): Mo-molybdopterin cofactor biosynthetic process; molybdenum incorporation into molybdenum-molybdopterin complex
Cellular component (GO): cytosol; cytoplasm
Molecular function (GO): molybdopterin molybdotransferase activity
Source: RefSeq, a predicted model, not a curated record
UUGUGAUUUUCGAAAUCUUUUUUGUUCGUCUUAGGUUUCCAUAUUUGUGCUGGUUCGACGAAAUCCACCUCCGAACUCUUCCUGGUCUCUACUAUCUAAUUUUUUCCACUCAUAAAUCGAAGCAUUGCGGAGCGAUGAUCCCAGUGAACGACGCGCUUGAAAUUGUUCUUAGCACUGCUCAGCGCCUAGAACCCAUUACGGUUCCACUUCAAGACGCGUUUGGCAAAAUACUGGCAGAGGACAUCCGAGCUUCUGAUCCUUUACCUCCUUAUCGAGCUUCAGUCAAGGAUGGUUAUGCAGUUGUUGCUUCCGAUGGACCUGGUGAAUAUCCCAUAAUUACUGAAUCAAGAGCAGGAAAUGAUGGAGUCGAUGUGAAAGUUGCUUCUGGAACAGUUGCAUAUGUAACAACUGGAGGACCAAUACCUGAUGGUGCUGAUGCUGUUAUUCAAGUUGAGGACACUGAACAAGUAAAAGAUAGUCCAGGUGAAGCAAAGCGAGUGACAAUAUUGAAGCAAGCAAUCCAAGGCCUUGACAUUCGUCCAGUGGGUUGUGACAUUGAAAAAGGUGCCAUAGUACUGAGGUCUGGAGAACUAGUAGGUGCUUCUGAAAUUGGCCUACUGGCCGCUGUAGGAGUAAUGAUGGUGAAGGUAUAUCCUCGUCCAACAGUUGCUGUGCUUUCCACAGGGGAUGAGCUUGUAGAGCCAACCACAAUGAAUCUAGAUCGUGGCCAGAUCAGGGACUCCAACCGUGCUAUGUUACUAGCAGCUGCAAUACAGCAGCAUUGCAGAGUUGUUGACCUUGGUAUUGCUCGUGAUGAUGAAGAGCAUCUUGAAAAAAUCUUGGACAGUGCCAUUUCUGCUGGAAUUGACAUCCUUCUUACUUCUGGAGGUGUUUCCAUGGGGGACAGGGAUUUUGUCAAGCCUUUGUUGGAAAGGAAAGGGACUGUACAUUUCAACAGGGUUAUCAUGAAACCUGGGAAGCCUUUGACAUUUGCGGAGAUUACUGUAAAAUCAAGACAGGAAAAGGCAGUUAGGAAGAUUCUUGCAUUUGGUCUGCCUGGAAAUCCUGUGAGCUGCUUAGUCUGUUUCCAUAUCUUUGCCAUCCCCGCCAUUCGUUGUCUCGCUGGAUGGUCAAGCCCUCACCAUCUGAGAGUGCAUACUCGUCUUGCACAGCCCAUUAAGACGGAUUCAGUCAGACCAGAGUUUCAUCGUGCCAUUAUUAGAUGGAAGGUUAAUGAUGGAUCCGGCAAUCCAGGUUUUGUUGCUGAAAGUACUGGUCAUCAGAUGAGUAGCAGGCUUCUAAGUAUGAAAUCUGCAAAUGCAUUGUUAGAGCUGCCAGCAACAGGCACUAUGAUUUCUGCUGGAACUUCUGUAUCUGCUAUUGUUAUUUCUGAUUUGAGCAACUUUCCUGUGAGUGAGAAUUCUUUCUCAUUAGAUUCGAAUCCUUCUUCACAAAGAAGUACAUCCCAUAAAAAUAACGUUGAAUCUCAAGAUGCUGGGUUUAGAGUAGCUGUUCUUACUGUGAGCGAUACUGUUGCAGCAGGUGCGGGGCCCGAUAGAAGUGGUCCAAGGGCGGUAUCUUUUGUGAAUUCCUCAUCUGAAAGAUUAGGAGGAGCACAAGUUGUAGCAACAGCUGUAGUUCCAGAUGAAGUGAGCAAAAUUAGAGAUGCUCUAAAGCAAUGGAGUGAUAUUGACAAAGUCGAACUCAUUCUAACCUUAGGUGGCACGGGCUUUACUCCGAGAGACGUCACCCCGGAAGCAACAAAAAGUGUGAUAGAGAAAGAAACACCUGGCCUUCUGUAUGUGAUGAUGCAGGAAAGUCUGAAGGUGACACCAUUUGCUAUGCUCUCAAGGUCUGCAGCUGGAAUAAGAGGAUCAACGUUGAUCAUCAAUAUGCCAGGGAAUCCAAAUGCUGUUGUUGAAUGCAUGGAAGCAUUGCUGCCCGCCUUGAAGCAUGCACUGAAGCAGAUAAGGGGAGACAAGAGAGAGAAACAUCCUCGUCAUGUACCCCAUGCACAGGCAGAGGCUGUUGAUACUUGGGAAAAAAGUUACAAGUUGGCUUCUGGGGGCUCAGGACCUAGCUGUUCUUGUUCACAUUGAAAUUCUAGGAUGUUUUGCUUUGGUACUCAUCAACACCCCAGUUUGUGGAAAUAUAGGGUGAUGUGUUUUUAGAAGCCUCGGAGGAAAACUAAUACACUCGUAGUGCAUGUUUGGGUAAGGUUCUGAGGGUGGCUUCUAGAAGCUGGUUUCUGAAGGGCAAAGAGGUGGGGUGCAAGGAGAGGCCUCGUUUUGGAAUCUUCACCAUCUCGCCUGCAAGAA